Molecule: messenger RNA, 1448 nt
Organism: Papilio machaon (common yellow swallowtail)
Lineage: Eukaryota; Metazoa; Arthropoda; Insecta; Lepidoptera; Papilionidae
Gene: Cluap1
Product: clusterin-associated protein 1 homolog
Exons: 11
Coding region: 30-1448 (472 amino acids)
Biological process (GO): cilium assembly
Cellular component (GO): intraciliary transport particle B; cilium; centrosome
Source: RefSeq, a predicted model, not a curated record
AGUAUUACGAGUUUUUUGAAUUUAGCAAAAUGUCUUACAGAGAUAUCAGGAACUUUAUCGAGGUGAUGCGCGUGCUGGGAUACCCGCAGGCGAUUUCCAUGGAGAGCUUCCGGAGUGCGAACUGGGCGCUGCUCGAGCCGUGCGUGCGCUGGCUGGCCGCGAGGCUCGACCCCGACGUCACGCUCGCCGGCAGCGGAGACACGCUGGAGGGACGCGUCGCCUUCGUUUCACACGCGCUUGAACUGUUUAACUCCCUUGGCAAUGUGAAGCUGAGCGGCAAGCGCGUGUACGGUGCGGACGGGUGGGCGGUGCGCGAGCUGCUGAAGGCUGGCCGGCUGCUGCGCGACGCGCUGCGGGCGCCCCCGCCCGAUGACUUGCGCCCGCACAACGCCAUACUCUCCUAUGACGUCACCGCUAAGAUAAGCGAGAUAAAGCGGGCGCGGUCGUUGGCGACGGAGAUCACCGCGCAGGGCGCCUUCCUCUACGACCUGCUGGCUAAGGAGGCCAACAACAAAGAGCAGCGCGACGCGGCGCUGUCGCGUCCGUUGGACAUGUCAUCGCUGGAGGCGGGUCUGGCGCGAGGGGUGGGCGUGGUGCGCGAGCGCGUAUCAGCGGCGCGUGCGCAGGCGGCCAGCGCGGCGGCCAGUGCAGCAGCGCUCGACGCCAAGCUUGCUCGCCGCCACGCCGACCUGCAACGCGCCGAGAAACGACUGCACACCGUGCAAAAGAUCAAGCCGGCGUACCAGUCGGAGUUGUCCGCGCUGGAGACGGAGAUCGCGGAGCUGUGGGAUCAGUACGUGGUGCGAUAUCGCUGCGUGGAGGCGCUCAAGCAUCAACUUAGCCUGCUGGAACGCGCGCAGGCAGAGGCGGCGGAGGAGCAGCAGGCUGCCAUCCUGCAGCUCAUACACAAGUACGAGGCCGAGGACGUGCUCGGCAAGUUACACGACACUGACGAGGAGGAGUCGAGCUCGGAGAGUAAGGACAGUUCGAUACACCAGCCGCGUCCCGCCGCGCGGCCCCGCACUCGCCUGCGCAUCAAUACCGCCGGCACUAGGCUGGGGUCAGCGCGGCGGGCGUUCGGGGCUAUGGGCGCUAUGGGCGCUAUGGGCGCGCGCGACUCGCUGGACGACGUGCGCGACGAGGACGACUCGCGCUCCGCCUCGCCCUCGCACUCCGACUCCGACAUGCAGCUCUUUGGGUCAGGGGGCGCGGCGGGGGAGGGACGCGAGACGCGCGAGGGCGUGUCCCGCUGGAGGCCCCGCCCCGCCACGCGCACUCUGGCCGCCGCCGACGACUUCGCCGACCUCAUCGACGACGAGGAGGUGUCGGGGGCGGAAGCGGGGGCGGGGGCGGGGGCUGUAGACGUGGCAGGUGGUGCUGGUGGCCGCUCCAGCUCCUCCGACAGCGAGCUGCGCCGCGCAGACCAGCUCAGCGACGACGAGUUCUAG